Salvelinus fontinalis (brook trout) is the source of this 1938-nucleotide messenger RNA. Its product is annotated as probable E3 ubiquitin-protein ligase HERC1. The record is from RefSeq and is a predicted model, not a curated record. Gene Ontology annotation, molecular function: ubiquitin-protein transferase activity. Bases 180 to 1163 code for a protein of 327 amino acids. The transcript has 7 exons. NCBI's taxonomy places the organism in Eukaryota, Metazoa, Chordata, Actinopteri, Salmoniformes, Salmonidae.
AUCCUCCUCUCUCUCUGUCCAGGGGUCGUAAGUGUAAGCCCAUCUUUGUGCAGAUAGCUCGUCAGGUGGUGAAGCUGAAUGCGUCUGACCUGCGGCUGCCGUCCAGGGCCUGGAAGGUCAAGCUGGUGGGGGAGGGGGCCGACGAUGCUGGAGGGGUGUUUGAUGACACCAUCACUGAGAUGUGCCAGGAGUUGGAGACAGGAGUAGUGGAUCUCCUCAUCCCGUCCCCCAACGCCACAGCUGAGGUGGGCUACAACAGAGACAGGUUCCUGCUGAGCCCGUCAGCCUGUCUGGAUGAGCAGCUCCUCCAGUUGAAGUUCCUGGGCAUCCUGAUGGGGGUGGCUAUCCGGACCAAGAAGCCCUUGGACCUGCACCUUGCGCCCCUGGUGUGGAAGCAGCUGUGUUGUAUUCCUCUGGUCCUGGAGGAUCUGGAGGAGGUGGACCUGCUCUACGUUCAGACACUCAACAGCAUUCUUCACAUUGAAGACAGCGGCAUCACAGAGGAUAAUUUCCACGAGAUGAUUCCUCUGGAUUCGUUUGUGGGUCAGAGUGCAGACGGUAAGAUGGUUCCUAUUAUCCCCGGUGGAAACAGCAUCCCGCUGACCUUCUCCAACAGGAAGGAGUAUGUAGCCCGGGCCAUCGAGUACCGCCUGCACGAGAUAGACAGACAGGUGGCGGUGGUGCGUGAGGGCAUGUCCUGGAUCGUCCCCGUCCCUCUCCUCUCCCUCCUCACAGCCAAACAACUGGAACAGAUGGUUUGUGGGAUGCCAGAGAUCAGUGUGGACGUGCUCAAGAAGGUUGUGCGGUACCGUGAGGUAGAAGAGCAUCACACUCAGGUCCAGUGGUUCUGGCAGACCCUAGAGGACUUCUCCAACGAGGAGAGGGUUCUGUUCAUGCGCUUCGUCUCCGGACGGUCCAGGCUGCCCGCCAACACAGCUGACAUCUCCCAGAGGUUCCAGAUUAUGAAGGUGGACAGGCCGUAUGACAGCCUGCCGACCUCCCAGACGUGUUUCUUCCAGCUGCGCCUGCCUCCUUACUCCAGCCAGACGGUGAUGGCAGAGAGACUACGCUACGCCAUCAACAACUGUCGCUCCAUCGACAUGGACAACUACAUGCUGUCACGCAACGUAGACAACGCCGAGGGCUCGGACACAGACUACUGACCAACCGCAGUCUACCCCCGGAGGCACCGUCAAAACAACACACUUUCACAGACCCUCACCACACACACACACCGAGACCCAGGAAAGACCUGGCCUGGAUGGAAUAAAGACUGUCCUCUCACAGACCCUCACCACACACACCGACACAGAGACCCAGGAAAGACCGGGCCUGAAUGGAAUAAAGACUGUCCUCUCACAGAGCGUCACACAGCAGAAACCCAGAAGGAAAAGUGCAUCUCCUUGGUCCCGUCGUCAACGUACAGUAAGAACUCACAGAGUAGCAACAACAGAGAGCGUUAAUGUAGCUGUACGGAAGGCCGGGUCACUUUUGAACACCUCAUUAUAUUCCAUGUUAACUCUACUACUCUCGACGCAUAAGACAUAAUGGAUGGAUUUGAUUCAAUGUUUUUAUUUUUCAACCUUGUGGUUUUAUUAGUAAGUUGUUUUUUUUAAGCAAUUAAAAAAAAAAAGAGAAGCAGUUCAUUUGAGUUAUUUUUAAUAUUAUUUUGGUUCUUUUUUUCAUCGCUUCAUUUCUUUCAGGUUUUUUUUAUUUUUAAUGUUUAUUUAGUCUUUGGGAAAAUGUGUAUAAGAGUAUUCAUUCACCCAAAGUGAAGAAGAAAAAAUACAAUAUGUUGUACAUUGUGUAUAAUGUUUCAUUAGGAAAAUGUUUUACAUAAAUAUCCAUAUUUAUUUUUGUUUUAAUUUUUAAAUUGCCGACGCCGCGGUUUCCUAAAGCAGCAAGAAGAAGAAACUCAAUAAAAUGCUUCAGAACGGA